AUGGUAAAACUAAGGAAAUUCCGAAUUUCUCAGUCUCAAUUAUUCAAAAUCUGUUGCAUCGCCUGUUUGGCCGCUUUCAACGCCUUCCUCUCCAACGUCAACCCAAUAAGUCCCUGCCAAACGAAGAAAACGCCGAGCACCGUUAACGCGAAUCUCAAAACAGCGAAACCCAUAGGAAACACUUCGAAGAACAGCGAUCCGAGAAUCAGAAUCAAACAAAUCGCAGCGAGAAUCAGAAAGAAUAUUCUGUCGGUUCUCGCGCGUCUCUCCCCUCCAGACACAAUUCCAAUCGCCUCGAUAAGCAAUGGACGAUUUGGUUCCCACGUGUUAACUGAUCUCUCAUGUCUAAAUCGAUCGUCUAUCGUGAAUCGAGCACGUAAUCCAACGUGA
This is a messenger RNA of Caenorhabditis remanei, 390 nucleotides long. RefSeq lists its product as uncharacterized. Bases 1 to 390 code for a protein of 129 amino acids. Lineage: Eukaryota; Metazoa; Nematoda; Chromadorea; Rhabditida; Rhabditidae. The transcript has a single exon. The record is from RefSeq and is a predicted model, not a curated record.